AUGUGGGAAAAUCGUCGUCACUUGUCAGUACACGCCCACCUCGAACAACCCCUGAUUCCCAUCAAAGUGUUAAAACACAAUGCACACAUUGCACACACAAUUGUUGCCAAUCUGGAGAUCCUCUCAUCUCCAGAAGCGGAUUGCCCAUGCUAA
Messenger RNA from Drosophila teissieri, 153 nucleotides. RefSeq lists its product as uncharacterized. Lineage: Eukaryota; Metazoa; Arthropoda; Insecta; Diptera; Drosophilidae. The record is from RefSeq and is a predicted model, not a curated record.